CAGCUUAAGAUCUUCGGUAGCGUUGGUGGCAGUAUUGCACCGGUAGGAUAAUACCUACCUAUAUGCAUACCUACCUGCCUAUGCGGUAUCCUGCACAAUGCCAUGAAGCGGAUUAACAUGUGCCAUUUUGAAGCAAUACCUAGGGAAAAACCACGGUGACGAUACCUAUGCGCGUGCAGUCGUUUGGUGCUAGGUAAUGCGUAUAAAAAGUAGAAGCUAUGUGGUGACAGCGGUAUUCUCAUAAUUCUAUAACUCCAUAUCUACGUACGAUCUCCAUCAGUAUCAACUUCUCUCCACGGCAAUAACAACAAAAAUCCAGAAUUGUGAAUCCAACCGGGGAAGAAAAAAAAGGAGAGAACGGGGGAAAAUGACCAGCAUCGACGAACUCUUCAAGGCGUCCGGUGUUCGCAGUAAGCGCAAGCUUGAACCCCUUCGAGAUCCUAACGAGAUCUACAAGUCUGCCCGACUCACAUCCAACGGCCGCAGCCCCCGUCACGCGCGCGCCGAGGACGAGACCGCAAACGACAACGACGAUGUCGAGGCCGGCCCCGCUCCCCCGCCGCCAGACGGUGAAGACGACAACGGAAACGGCAGCUAUGGGCCGGGUCUCCCACCAGACGAAGACGACGACGAGGAAGGCCGGUUCUACGGCGGCGGCAUCACGGCACAGGAGAACGACGUCCUGGAUUAUGUAGAGGGCAACGACAACGAUGACCCCAAUGCGAACGCGGCGCCCGAAAAAUUCGAUAGCGCCUGGCUACGGCGGACCGCCAUCAACUUCGAGAAGCGCAUCAACAAGAACGCCGAGCUGCGUGCCAAGUUCGAGGGCGAGCCACAAAAGUUCAUUGCCAGCGAGGCCGACCUCGAUACCGACAUCAAGGCCCUGAGCAUCCUCGCCGAGCACCCGGAGCUGUACCCCGAAUUCGCGCGCCUCGGCUGCGUCGCAAGCUUGGUCGGACUCUUAGCCCACGAGAACUCCGACAUCGCCAUCGACGCUAUCGAGAUUGUCAACGAGCUGACCGACGAAGACGUAGCGGCCGAUGACGACCAGUGGAACGCCCUUGUCAAUGCGCUCCUGGAAGCUGAUCUGCUGGGACUGCUCGUGUCCAACUUUGAGAGGCUGGACGAGGACCAAGAGGCUGAUCGCAGCGGCGUGUACUACGCCCUGAGCGUGGUGGAGAACCUGUGCGGACGGACCGUCACGGCCGAGAAGAUUGCGGAACGAGAGGAGUUGCUCAAGUGGUUACUACGGCGGAUACAAAUCAAAGAGAAGACUGUCAGCCAGAAUAAGCAAUACGCCGCUGAGGUCCUCGCGAUCUUGGUGCAGACGUCGGCGAAGAACCGAAGAAGGCUAGCUAGCCUAGACGCCGUGGACAUCAUGCUGCAGCUUGUCGCACCCUACCGAAAACACGACCCCGGGAAGGGGGGCGAAGAGGAAGAAUACGUGGAGAACCUCUUUGAGGCGCUGGCGUGCCUCGUAGACGAGCCCGAGGGCAAGACCAAGUUCGUCGAAGCCGAGGGCGUCGAGCUAUGCCUGAUCAUGCUGAAGGAGGGCAAGAUGAGCAAGGUGGCCGCGCUGCGGCUCCUCGACCACGCCGUGGGCGGGCGCGGCGCGGCGGCGACGGCCGAGGUGUGCCGGCGCGUCGUCGGCGCGGGCGGGCUCAAGAACAUCUUCACGCUGUUCAUGAAGAAGGGGCUCGACGGGCGCGCGGCGGAGCACCUGAUCGGCGUGUUCGCGUCGCUGCUGCGGCGGCUGCCGGCCGACUCGCCGGAGCGCGUCCGCGCGCUGGCCAAGUUCGCCGAGAAGGACUACGAGAAGACGCGCAAGCUCGCCGCGCUGCGGCGCGAGUACGCGGCGCGCCUGGCGGCGGCGGACGAGGCGAUGCGCGCGGAGCGGGAGGGAGCCGAAGACGACGACGACGACGACGAAGACGCGGCAGAAGAGCGGUUCUCGCGCCGCCUCGACGCCGGGCUCUUCUGCCUGCAGACCCUGGACGUGGUGCUCGCGUGGCUCGCGGCGGAGGACAGCGGCGCGCGGCGCACGAUCCGGGGAAUCCUCGCGGACCGGGACGAGACACUGGACGUGAUCGCCGCGACGAUACGCGAGCAGAUCGCGGGGAUCAACGUGGAGGACACGGAGGGCAAGGACACGAAGGAGAUGCUCUCGACGCUGGUGGAGUUCCUGCGAUAGCCAGGGGAGGGGUAGUGAAGAGGGA
Molecule: messenger RNA, 2216 nt
Organism: Durotheca rogersii
Lineage: Eukaryota; Fungi; Ascomycota; Sordariomycetes; Xylariales; Xylariaceae
Product: DUF1716-domain-containing protein
Exons: 4
Coding region: 368-2191 (607 amino acids)
Cellular component (GO): spliceosomal complex
Source: RefSeq, a predicted model, not a curated record